Penicillium canariense is the source of this 1287-nucleotide messenger RNA. RefSeq lists its product as uncharacterized. Lineage: Eukaryota; Fungi; Ascomycota; Eurotiomycetes; Eurotiales; Aspergillaceae. The record is from RefSeq and is a predicted model, not a curated record. The transcript has 2 exons. Bases 1 to 1287 code for a protein of 428 amino acids.
AUGUCGACCGGACGCAAGGUCAUUCACUGCGCCGUGGACGAGACGGCUUUGACCACCAACAUCAGCGAGAUCAAGAAAUGGACCACCAACGGCGCCAUCGAUCUGAUUGUCCCUCUUUACACCCUCGAAAGGCUCCACGCCCUCAAGCGAGCGGGAUCGCAAACCGCCAUUAAUGCCCGCGAGGCUGUUCGCUUCCUCGACCGAGUUACCUCCGGCAAGGAUCACAUCACGGCGGACCGAAUCACCCUCCAGGGCCCGAUGGAGCAGUACGAGCGGUGGGAGGAUGCAGAGAAAUUCUUCCUGCCAGAAUUCGAGGAGGAACCCGAGGCUAUUGAUGAGGCAGAACAUACUGAGUCGGCGCCCGAGGAGCCUCAGAAGAACACUGUUAACUCCGGUCCGGAGGAUUUGUCGCAGAUGCUGCUGAGCAAGCUGAACUUCAAGAAAGAGACCGAGGCCGCAUCGAUCACCUCCGCCGGGUCUCCCAGUGGUCCAGGAUCGCGCACCUCGUCUCGCAGUUCGCGCACCAGUCCUGAAUGCGCCCAGCACGAGAACGGUAGCGCCAGCACUGUCGACAAGCCCAAGUUUGGGCACCAACGUACCGAAUCUGGCUCUACCAUCCCGGUCGCGCCGGCCGAGUUGCGCCCGUUGCUGAGCGCGUUGCUGUGGCGGCUACACAGCGGCCCAGAUGCCGACCAGUCUGCCAAGAACUGCAUUUUAGUGACGAACGACCGCGCGACUCAGGUGUGGGCCCAGAAGUUCGGUAUCGGCGUGAAGAAUAUUCUUCAACUGCGCACCGCAGUCCAAUACGAAGAGCGCGAGUACAAGAACCGCUGCAAAUACGUCGAGAAGACCCAGACCCAACCCACGGAGCAACCCAAGACCCUGUUGUCCUAUGAGGAUGACUCUGACGAGGAUGAGCUGGUCUUUGUCCCACGUGGUGGCCGCGGCGGCAAGGGCCCUUCUCGUGGUGCUCGGGGUGGAUCCUCUCGUAAGGCUGUCUCGAAAACUGUCUCGAAAACUGUCUCGAAGGCCGUUUCGAAGGCCGCUCCAGCCGCUGUUGAGACCACCGUUGAGGUUCCUACCCAGCCGAUUGAUCCAAACUCCUUCAGCCGCUCCCUGGGUGGCUCGAACAAGACGCCGCCUACCGUGGAUCUGAGCACCCAGCAGGGUGCUGCUCGUGGCAUCGCCGGGGCUUCUCGUCGCUCCCCUAGUGGACGCCGUGGAGGACUUACUCGUGGCUCUGGCCGAGGCAAUGGUCGUGGACGGGGCAAGCUCUGGGUUCCUUGA